Haliotis rubra (blacklip abalone) is the source of this 3561-nucleotide messenger RNA. Its product is annotated as macrophage mannose receptor 1-like. NCBI's taxonomy places the organism in Eukaryota, Metazoa, Mollusca, Gastropoda, Lepetellida, Haliotidae. The record is from RefSeq and is a predicted model, not a curated record. Gene Ontology annotation, cellular component: external side of plasma membrane. Gene Ontology annotation, biological process: biological process involved in interspecies interaction between organisms. Gene Ontology annotation, molecular function: carbohydrate binding.
AAAUAAUGAUUCCAAAUGUUGAUUCGAAAACAGACCAACGAGAUGGGAAGUAGUCUGAAUCUUCUACUGGUUACAGCGUGUUUUCUUCUCGUGUAUACAGGCCUACCAGUGACGUCAUCAAACUCCCAGAAAGUUGACAUAUCAUGCCGCACGAAUUGGUUGAAAGCGGACAACAGCUGUUACUACUGGACAGUUGCUGACCAGGUCACGUGGGCUGGCGCCCGACUAGAGUGCCAGUCUCGGGGGGCAGAUCUGAUGGUGAUCAACUCUGCCAAAGAACAGGACUGGGUGGACGUGCAGACAGGGGAGGCGAAGACUGACGGAUGGUGGGUGGGUCUCUCCUACAGCGUGGACGACGUGCAGUGGGAGUGGCUGGACUCUACCGUCAGCAUCGACGGCAUCCAGUGGAACCUUGAACCCGACAACUACGAGAACGAAGACUGCUGCGCCAUCAACGAGUACGGCAAGUUCAGCGACGACGCCUGUCGGGAACAGUACGGGUACAUCUGUAAAGUACAACGGACUAAAAGCGAGCCAUGCCCCACGCCUGCCGAUGACGAACGCUGGGUGUUCCUGGACUACGCCUGCUACUUCAUCAGCAACCCCUCCGACACUAGUGACCGCCUUUCCUGGAGCGACGCUAGGACAAAAUGCCAGGGCUUGAAACCCAAGGGUGUGGCGGCAAACAUGGAUCUUUUGUCUAUAGCUUCAGCUGACGAGUUCAGAUACUUCAACGAAGAACUACCUGAUCUGUCGAAUGCAGGCAUGACACUGAAGUGGUGGACUGGCCUCAAUGACCAACAGGCUGAGUCUAUGUAUGUCUGGUCUGAUGGAUCCUCUUGGAACUCAUCCUACACGCCCUGGGAUUCCGCCCCGAGCGGCGACCGCAGCCAGAAUUGUGGCCUCAUGUACACCGGCGGAGUCGUUGACGACGUUAAGUGUUCAGCCAGAGCAGGGUAUAUAUGUGAAACCUCAGCUGUACACAAAUCGAAGAUCUGGGGUGCGCUGACCACUGGAUUCGGGGAGGUAAACAUUGCUAUCUACUACAAAACCAAACAAAAAGCUACGUGGGCCGAUGCCCAGACGUUUUGCAAGAACGGGAAAGGUCAUCUGCUGAAGGUCGACGACGUGGAUGAGAAGUACUGGUUUGAUCACAUGUAUCUGACCGGGGGGCGUGGCUACUGGACAGGGCUCAACGACCAGGCCAAGGAGGGAGAUUUCAAGUGGGCCGAUGGUACCGCCCCAAACAACUCGCUUAUUCAGUGGGACAGCGAGCCGGACAACGCCAACAACCAGGACUGUACGAAGAUGAUGAGUGACGGCUCCUUCAGUGACGCCAGCUGCAACACCAGGGCCGGCUUCAUCUGUAAAUACACCAAGGACCCGGGGGCAGCGUGUGCGACAGGGUGGGCGACGUUCCAACAGUCAGGGUGCUACUACAUCAGCUCCGCCAACCGGAGUCAGGGCCUAAUGUGGAGCGAGGUGAAGCAGAGGUGUCUAGACCUGGCACAUGUCUUCGACAGCGAGCUCCAGGCCUUCUAUCUUUACAUAGAGAGCAAGCCCGAAUUGACAUGGUUGAUAUCCCAGCUACAACAGCAACCGGACCUCGGGAUGAUGUGGUGGACGGGGCUCAACGACAUCGCCAACGAGGGUGUCUGGAUGUGGGCGACAGACUUCGCCAACCCGGUCGACCUGACUUUGAUUCCCUGGGACACUGAACCCAACAACUACGGAGGUAACGAGGACUGCGCUGUCAUGCUGCCUGGUGGCCGCUUCAACGACAUGCCCUGCAACGCCAAGUCCUACUACAUCUGUGAGAGUGCGGCAGGUCUCGGCGCGUUGAUGUCGACCCUGCUGGUGUGGAUAGGGGUGAUGGCAGCCCUUCUUACAAGAUAACACCCAGACACCCGAGUAGCAGAACUUCCUUUGUCCGGACAACCUUAAUCCAAACGCCGUUGUUCCCAAAGCUCAACCUAUGCCUUUUUUAGGUUCGGAUUAAGAAGGUUGAAACUGCACACAGUGUUAUGGGGUACAGAUUAUACUAUAAGUGAUCGUUUCUCCAACAAUUUGAAUGUCACAUUGUUCGGAUUAUAGAGGUUAUUUUGUUUUACGUAGUUUGAUUUUAUGCUGUUUUCGGCAUGUUUACAAACUUACUCAAACAUCCCAUGACGUUAUGUCGUUGCAUGAUACCCUGCUUGCUCGGGACAUCAGUAAAACAUGAUGCGCGAUUUGAUUCGCCUUUUGUGCCUCUCUCUUCAAUAAAGCAAUGAUUGCGAUAAUUCUUCAUUUUGAAAUGGUGAACCGAAUGUUGAGGUUCACACGUAACCGGCUUCACACGGAUUGUUGUUGACGUCGCUGCCCCAAGGGUAAGGAGUGAGUUUCAACAGGUUCGACAUCCAACAUCUGUAACAUUUCAACUGUAUCAUAAGAAUAUGUUAAUUGAUAAAAAACCCAAAGUGCUGAUGCAAGGUAUUCUCGUUGUUGCAACUCAUCUUGCUCCACGUCGAAAUCUAUUUAUACGCAGUAUGACAUUAAAUACAGGUGCAAUGUAUAUUGUACAUACCAGAUCGUGCCGUUAUUGUAUCUUAGAUUACAGAUUCUGUGAGCCAAACCCAUCUCACCAGAUAGAAUAGCGUUAAAUAAUGGUCAACAUCCGGGUUCUGCUGGGACCAGCGUCAGCAUCAACGCGAUGAGUAAUUAUGGAUGUAAAUUUAAACAAAAUAUGAUUAAGUGUGCAGUCAAUGUGUUGUUGUUUUUCAUGUGUUUAUAAUCAUACGUCUUGUACAUGUAUGAUGACGUUACCUCGUUAUGGAGAUCAAGCUCAGGGGUCUUGAGGAGGUACUGUCUGUUGAGGAGAACCCCCUUCAAGUCACACGGUACCGGUUAUAAGAAAAAUUUGUGAAUAUAAUUUUCUACAGGAUUUGAAAUACAGGACAGAUAUUCCAAAAGCGGUGUGAAUUUUGAUUCUCAAUUUUAUUUUGGUUCUUAGAGAUGAAGUUAAUUUGGUUAGUUUGUUUGUUGUAAAGGCCGCGCUCAGCAAUAUUCCAGCUACAUUAUGUCUGUAAAUAAUCGAGAUUGGACCAGGUAAUCAAGUGAUCAACAUCAUGAGCAUCGAUCUACAAUUGGGAUACGAUGAGUCAACCAAGUUAGCGAACCUGACCACCCUAUCCCGAUGGUCGCCUCUAGAUGAAGUUGAUAUUCAGUAUAUCAUAAUAGAACAGAACUGGUAUAUAUUACAGCAAUUUCUGGCCCCAAAUCGGGACCAACCAGUUGCGUCUGCGAACUAGUAUAUUGUAUGCACGUUUCAUAGCUGCAAGACGGCGUCAAACAAUUUUCACUCACUCCUCAAACAAUCGUAGCGGUCGACGUUUCCACAGUACAAUGCUUUAACAGUGUAGAGGGGUCUGAUGUUGUGGAUACCGUGGUGAUUUCAUCAUCGUGAUCUUGACCAUUACGCCAACAGUAGGGACACUUACACACAAAUGUAAACUAUUUCUGUAUGAAGUGAUUUAACAUGUCAUUUAAUAUAUUUUGUUUUAAUAAAAUAAUUAGUCUUUGUAA